Messenger RNA from Linum trigynum, 4088 nucleotides. The record is from the annotation of a GenBank genome assembly. NCBI's taxonomy places the organism in Eukaryota, Viridiplantae, Streptophyta, Magnoliopsida, Malpighiales, Linaceae.
CGACUAUUUGAAAGUCCGAAUCCAUAAGGAAGACUAUAUUGGGUUCCCUUUCUUUGAGAAGCUUCACCAAUCUUCUUACAGUCGUGAGAUUUUCCAAACCAUAAUAUUUUUGUAGUUUAGAAUACUCGUUGGACUAGGUGACCUUCCUUCCUUUACUAUAAGGUGGCUAUACGGUCCGGUUAAAUUGGCCCGAAUUGAUCCGGUCCCAGUUCGGUCUUUUUGAGAAUAUAAGACCAAAGAUUGGAUUGGAUAUAGUUCGGUCUUAAUCCAGUCCGGUCCCUAUUCGGUCUUGAUUUUAGAUUGAGUUUGUGGGGAUUUGAGUGGUCUGAUGGGGGAAUUUGAGUGGCCUAAGGCCUGAAAGGGUGAGGAGGAUAAAUUUUGAGUGUUAGGCUCUCUUAUUCGGUCUUUAUCCGGUUUUCGGUCCGAUCCCAAACAGUUUUUUACCUUAAAUCUAGGCCCGAAAAUUAGAUUGGAUUAUUUGCUAUCCGGUCCCAGUCCGAUCUCGAUCCGAGUUAUACGAUCCAGUUUUGGGUAAAACCAAAAAGCCCGGACCAAAUAAUCAGCCCUCCUUUGCAAGGUCCGCCGCACCGUUAUAUUUCUUUUCUUGAGUGUUUUGGGGAAUUGCCCUUUCAGGUGGAUUAUGUAUGUUCCCCAUCCAGACCACCAUUUUCAGUCAUAACUUCAAAACUUUAUUAAAAAAAAUUAUAUCCACUUUGAUAUAUUUUCGGAAAAAAAAUUUUAAGUCAUAACUUCAAAAAAAAAUUUUAAGUCAUAACUUCAAAAAAAAAUUGCACUCCUCAAUCAUAUAAAUUAUGCUCUUCAAAAUGAUAUUCACUUUGAUAUAUUUUCGGAACAAUUUUUUUUUAGAAAUUUAGUACCAGUCUAUACCAAGGUGAUAAUGCUUGGUACUACAUAAAAUCAUACCAUAUGGUAUAGGAAUGUACCAUGAUGGUAUGGACAUACCAGAGGGUAUAAUGGUUAAAUACAUGAUAGUAGGAAUUUACGAAUUGUCAUUUACCACAUUCAUCAUUGUGUACCACUAGUUACCAUCCCAAUACCAGGGUGGUAUGGAGUGGUACAUUUUGGUCCAAUCUUUUUUCUUCAGAAAUUUGUAGAACCAAUAGAUUACGAAGAUUUCGUUUCAUCUGUGUAAAAAAAUCAAAAUUCGAGUUAAAAACGAAGGUGCUACCAAGUGGCAUGAAAUGGUUUUCUUGAAAUAUAUUGAUAAUAGAUAUAAUUUUGUAGAUCGCAACUAACUCAUCCAUAUGUGCAAAAAAAAAAGUUGAAUUCUAUAUUAGAACGAAGAAGAUAGGAGUCAGUUAAAAAAAAUAAAAAAAAUAAAAAGUCAUUAAUUCUCACCCUUUAUAUCUAGAUUUUCUCACUCUACUCAAAUCUAUUCAAAUCUAUGAAUCCAAAUUUAGCUAUGUAAGGUGCACAACCCCUAGACCCAAAUAAGUAAAUAACACAUCCCAUAAUAAGUGCUUCGAUCAAGAUAAGUAGAUAACCAAUAGAUUAAAUAAGAAACUAAUGGCGGCCAAUAAAAUGUCAAAUUAUUAAAUCUCCGUUUUCAUGGUCAAGUGCAUUCAUCUUCAUAAUAAUAUAAGCAAUACAUUAUACCUAUCAUACUUUAAUUUGAAUCACACAAAUGGUAAGAGUAUCGAAAUCUAUGUUUUCCAAAAUAAAAUUGAUAUUCUUCAACUAUAAAUAUCGAUUUACAUUGAAACUCUCAAUUCAUUCAGAUUAACAUUCCGAGCAUAUAUAUCAAAUGCAAAUAUGAAGCCAAUCGUUUUAUUUUCUUUUCUCUUUUUCAUCUUCUUUGUCACAGGAGCUACAUCAGCAACUAGGAUGAACAGCGAAUGGCAUCCUGUAGCGAAUCUAAAAGACAAUCACACAAUUGAGAUUGUGGAAUUCGCAAUAAAGUAUAUCGAUAAAGCACUCGAUGGAGCUAACUUAAAGCUCGUGCAGGUUGAUAAAGGCAUAUUUCAAAAAGUUGGAGAUGGUGUUAUUUAUCGCUUUGUUUUUAUGGCCUUCGAAAUUACCACUCAAUUUUACGAAGCAACCAUUCUAGAGGGGCGCAAUGGUGACUUGAAGGUUCUCUCAUAUGCUAAAUGAUUGCAUGUUGCUGAGUGUAAUUUUCUAAAUGGAUGGUAUUGUAUUGUGAAUGCGAUUCCCUACCAUAAUCUUACAAUAAAAUAAUGAAAAUUGCCCAAAAAAUAUAUUUGUCUUUACUGUUAGUGGUUGUGUCGUAUCGAUUCAGUAUUGUAGCACGUAACAAUUCCCCUUUUAAUUUGUUGAUGUCUGGAUAAAGGAUUAUUAAGGUGGGUUUACGACCUUGGAUAUAUUCCAUAUGUUUGGCCCGACUUUUAUAAGUCCUUUUCGGGUUCAAAAGCUGAAGCAGGGCCAAAUACCUAUAAAAGCUCGGCUUUUGAAAAGCCGAAAAGCGCUUUUUGUAUAACAUAAAAGCAGAAGCUCCGAUUUGGAGCUUCUGCGAAAAGCUGUUUUGAAAAUACAAGAUUAUCCUUACUAGUGGCGGAUCUAUAAAAUUUUAACAGGGGUGUCCUCUUCAAAAAAUAUUAAAAUAAAAUAAAUAAUUCAUAAAUAAAAAAAUAUCGGACCAGUAAAAAUUUUAACAUACGGCCACGACGUAUUUUUAUAUUCUGAAAAAGAAUAAAAAAUAGGCUUGGUAAAUUUCUCAACAAAUCUGUAUAUCCUACUAGACAAUAGUUCACGAACUGAUCGCAUAUGGAUUUCUAACCUUGUUUUUUAUGUAACUCAAAGUUGAAAAGACUCUUCCAACACUUGUUGUGUAAUCAUAAAAUUAAUUCCAAUUAAGGUUAGUUAAUUGUAGGUUUUGGAAAUAGUCGGUGAUAAGGAAUAACUUUUUACUAUUAUGUAGUGUUUAAAAUAGAACAACAAAUGAGUUGCAAUUUAAUGGAGGACAAUGUUUAAAAAAUAUAGUAUAUCCUAAGUUUGAAUAACACAGACUAUCACUUAUUUUUUUAAAGUAUACGCAAACUACUACUGAGGAUAGGAUUAUCGUUGUAGGGGUGUCCCGAAUCACUAAUUAUAAUUUUUUAUCCAUACAAAACUACUACCGGGGGUUGAAUAAUCGUAUUCUCAAAUUUAAGGGGUGUCCCGGGACACCCCUAAACCCUCAUGUUUCCGCCCCUGAUCCUUACUAAAUUUUAAUUUUAUUUCAGAAAAUAUAAUUUUCCUUCAUAUAUAUCAUUUUAAAAAUAAAAUAAAUUAUAAAAUCAUAUUAUUUCAUAUUAAAGAAAUUUAACAAGAUCGAUUUUGACUACUUUUUAUUGUUUAGAUUUUUUUUUAUAUUAUGUCCUUUAUAGUCGUUUUACACAAUCUCUCACAUUAAAAAGCACUUCUAAUAGUUUUACAGCCAAACACUCAACUGUUUUUUUUUUAAGUAUUUAUCUAAAAGCUCCAGCCAGAAGCUUCUUCUGCAAAAGCUACAGCAGGGCCAAACUAAACUAUUAAUAGAGGAAUGGGAAAAUUGCAACUCUCAUUUCAAAUUUUGUGUUUUGAGAGUGUGUCUAUGAACGCCAUUUUCAUAAUUGCUCAAUUUGUCUUUUAUAUAUUAAAAAUGAGAUUAUUGAGAUUUGAAACUGAUCACUUAUAUGAAGGAAGAGUUCUACAACCAACUAGGUUAUAUUGUAUUUAAUGCAAUUGCUUUUUUUUAACUCUAAACACAUAUUUUUUGUUUGCGGUUUCGUAUUUAUAUUUUACUUGAAGUCUAUAUUUUAUAAAAAGAGAAUAAGUUUGAAGUCGAAGCUCGGCCAAAAUCUCAUAAACUGACUAGAAAAGGGUUUCCAAGUUCUUGUAAACCACGUAACUUCUUGAACAAUACUUCUAGAAGAUUAAAGUUGGAACGACAAUAAAGCAAUGGUUAAGACUAUGUAAAUAAUAACUUAAUCGAAAUCGGCACAGAGGUUUACACGAUUUCCUCCUAGACCAUGGAUGAAACUAUUGUUUCUCUUAUUCUACCGCGUAUACAUUCUACACUAGCGUGGCCCCGGCCAAUUGACCGGAGAAAGAUGAGGUAUGAAAUUUGAUAAUAUAAUGGGAGUAUAGUU